AUGUAUGUGGAGGAAAUUGUGGAGGAUAAUAUUGGGAGUGCGGAGAUGGAUGCGGCGAUCCAGGCUGGGAGUUAUGGAAUUGUGGAGGAUUGGGGCCAGGGUGAAAUGGUGGCUCCCAUUGCAAAGGAGGAGGACCAAGUUGAGGCGAAUGAGCCUGACUUUGUAAAGGAGACGGACCAUGAGGGCCAUGACUGCCAUGACUGCCAGAUCUUUGAUGAGCCAUGGGUGGCGCCCCAUGUUGCGUGCCAUUUCGAGGUUGCUGUUCCGUGA
Molecule: messenger RNA, 270 nt
Organism: Sclerotinia sclerotiorum 1980 UF-70
Lineage: Eukaryota; Fungi; Ascomycota; Leotiomycetes; Helotiales; Sclerotiniaceae
Exons: 1
Coding region: 1-270 (89 amino acids)
Source: RefSeq, a predicted model, not a curated record